Rattus norvegicus (Norway rat) is the source of this 4233-nucleotide messenger RNA. RefSeq names its product leucine zipper tumor suppressor 2 (gene Lzts2). Gene Ontology annotation, cellular component: midbody; cytoplasm; centrosome. The record is from RefSeq and is a predicted model, not a curated record. Gene Ontology annotation, biological process: spindle midzone assembly; cell division; microtubule severing. Lineage: Eukaryota; Metazoa; Chordata; Mammalia; Rodentia; Muridae.
ACUUUUUAGAGCGCAGGCGAAACUUGCAUAAACGCACCUACGCGGGUGGGAGAACACACACACACACACACACAGAGAGAGAGAGAGAGAGAGAGAGAGAGAGAGAGAGAGAGAGAGAGAGAGAGAGAGAGAGAGCCAUGCAUUCACUUAAGACAUGAACACUCGUGUGUUCAGGAAAAGACAAGCACAGCGAGGUACCCUAGCUGUCCCAGAGGCAGUGCCACCAGCUCGUGCGACACCCUCACCCCCACCCCACCAUGUGAGAUGGACGCUGAGUUUUUCUGCUGGAGGCUGAGGGAAAGGGGACGCCCUGAGACUGUCGGCGGGGGCGGGCGGGGUUUGUCGCACCAGGCGGUUCCUGCUUCCCUGCGUGCUGCCUGCAGGUGAAGACCCAGACGUAAACAGGCGUUGAACACGUGAUUGCUUCGCAGACCGGUGGGCAGUGCUCCCCAACUCCUGUCUAGGCAGGGACACCCCUCUCAUCCACCUCCCCGCUGGUCCUAGCUAGUUCGUUUCGCCCUGUACAAGGCAUUCCACAUUUCACCUGGAAUGGUGGUAAAUCCUCUCACCCAGAAUGGGAGCUCAACGCCCCUGGAGGCAUGGAUGGCCGGGAGGCCCGGAGAGAGUUGGGGUUAACUUGGGCUCCUUGCCUUGAAGCUCAUUAGCACGUUCUUGGAACCCAUAUCCUUGGAAAGGUAUCCCAGAGUGGAUCUUGAUGGCCCGGGACAGCUGCCCGGGUCUCAUACACCCAAUCCCAGGAGCAGCUGUCUAUAGGUCCUCUUCCUACCGCCACCUCCACCCCUUGCAGGACUGGGCACAAAUAGUCCACCUUUGCAAGAACAGUCUCCCCUCAUCCCUCCUCACGGGGAAUGCACAAAGAGUAAACCUUAAACCUAAGGGGAGUUUGCCUCCUCUAGUUGAAAGAAGAACCAGAAUGCCCUCUCAGAAAAUGAAAGAGGGGCUGCAGCCCUAGGCCUCUCUCCCCCUCCAGCCCCCACCCCUCACCCUGCCACACGCUGAGCCCAGCUGCUGCCUGAGCUUCUGGGCUGGAGGCCAGAAAGGGGAGGAGGCUCUCGGUGCCCCAGGAGGCAGGGAUCAGGGCAAGGCCAGAGGAGGGGGUUUCUGUUGGGGAGAGGGGUUCAGUCUGUUCAGUCUGAAGCUGAGGAGCUGGAGUGAACCUGAGGGUGGCUAGGCUGUGUUUUCCUUUCCAGGGAAAAAGAAAGAAAAACAACCCUUUCCAUGGAGCUAAAAAUAGAGCUGAGAGCCGGCCAGGCUGUGGCCUGGAAGGAGGGGGGAUGCUUCUUCCUGGGGCUGAGCCCAGCCCUGGCAGGCCUUGGCCCUGGAGGGUGGGGGGCAUCGAGGAAGGGAGGAUGACCUUGCCAGAAGAUGUGAAUGUCAGCUGACCUGACUAGGUCACAGAGACCCCUUCAGGGAAAGUGGGUGGUUUGUGAAUGUGAUGUAAGAAGUUGCCUGAGUGGCUGAAUACGGCUGUCAUUGCGUGGAAGAGAGUUGGGAGACUAAGUGUAUUUAAAGAAUGUGACUGGAUGCAAAGGACUGUUGUGCACUUUCACAUGCGCGAAACACCGAGUCUUCUGUUGCCCUGGAGGCCCCUGGCCAGGCCUGAACCUCUGCCACCAUGGCCAUUGUGCACACUCUGCCAGUGCCACUGGAGCCCGCACGUGAGACAGCCACUGCCCCACAAACUCCAGCAAUGGGCAGCGUGAGCAGUCUUAUCUCAGGCCGGCCCUGUCCUGGGGGACCUGCUCCUCAACGCCACCAUGGUGUCCCUGGGCCUACCUUCUUCCGCCAGCAGGAUGGGCUGCUCCGGGGUGGCUAUGAGGCCCAGGAACCACUCUGCCCAGCUGUGCCACCCAGGAAGACUGUCCCAGGCAACAGCUUUACCUAUGUCAAUGAGGACUUCCGGACAGAGUCACCUCCCAGCCCAAGCAGUGAUGUCGAAGAUCCCCGAGAACAUCAGGCACACAAUGCCCACCUCCGUGGGCCCCCACCAAAGCUCAUCCCUGUCUCUGGAAGGCUGGAGAAGAAUAUGGAGAAGAUCCUGAUCCGACCAACAGCCUUCAAGCCAGUGCUACCCAAACCUCGAGGGGCGCCAUCCCUACCUGGCUUCCUUGGUCCUCGAGCUGCUGGGCUAUCUGGGAGCCAGGGCAGCCUGACACAGCUGUUUGGGGGGCCAGCCUCUUCCUCCUCCUCUUCCUCUUCCUCCUCUGCUACUGACAAACCCUUGGCACUCAGCGGUUGGGCCAGUGGCUGCCCUUCAGGAACACUGUCAGACUCUGGCCGAAAUUCUUUAUCAAGCUUGCCCACCUACAGCACCGGAGGUGCCGAGCCAACUGCCAACUCCCCAGGUGGGCACCUGCCCUCCCACGGCCCUGGCCGAGGGCCACUGCCUGGUCCAGCCCGAGGGGUCCCUACUGGGCCCUCCCAUUCAGACAGUGGCCGGUCCUCCUCCAGCAAAAGCACAGGUUCCUUGGGGGCUCGUGUAGCUGGGGGGCUCUUGGGCAGUGGGGCCCGGGCCUCCCCUGGCAGCAGUUCGGGUGGAGACCGCUCCCCACCCCCUCCACCACCUCCACCCCCUUCGGAUGAGGCCUUGCUACACUGUGUCCUGGAAGGGAAGCUUCGAGACCGAGAGGCAGAGCUGCAGCAGCUGCGGGACAGUGUGGAUGAGAGUGAGGCCGCCGUGUGUCAGGCAUUCGGGGCACGGCAGCGGCGCUGGCCAGGAGAACGAGAGGACUGUGCCUCUCACGCACAGCAGGCCACACAGCGUGUCCAGCGGGCUCAACAGCUGCUACAACUGCAAGUGUUCCAGCUGCAGCAAGAGAAGCGCCAGUUGCAGGAUGACUUCGCCCAGCUGCUGCAGGAGCGAGAGCAGCUGGAGCGCCGCUGUGCUACUUUUGAAAGGGAGCAGCAGGAACUUGGGCCACGGCUAGAGGAGACCAAAUGGGAGGUGUGUCAGAAAUCAGGUGAGAUCUCCCUUCUGAAGCAGCAACUGAAGGAAUCUCAGGCAGAGCUGGUCCAGAAGGGUAGUGAGCUGGUGGCGCUGCGGGUGGCCCUUCGAGAGGCCCGGGCUGCCUUGCGGGUCAGUGAGGGCCGUGCCCGGGGCCUGCAGGAGGCAGCCCGAGCUCGGGAGCUGGAGCUGGAGGCCUGCUCACAGGAGCUACAGCGGUACCGCCAGGAGGCUGAGCAGCUCCGGGAGAAGGCUAGGCAUUUGGAUGCUGAAGCAGCAGGACUCCGGGAGCCCCCUGUACCCCCGGCUACCACCGACCCGUUCCUCCUGGCGGAGAGUGAUGAGGCUAAGGUGCAGCGGGCAGCCGCUGGGACAGGGGGUAGCCUGCGGGCUCAGGUGGAACGGUUGCGCCAAGAACUGCAGCGGGAGCAGCGGCGGGGAGAUGAACAACGGAACAGCUUUGAGGGGGAGCGGCUGGCCUGGCAGGCGGAGAAGGAACAGGUGAUCCGCUACCAGAAGCAGCUGCAGCACAACUAUGUCCAGAUGUACCGGCGUAACCGACAGCUGGAGCAGGAACUGCAGCAACUGAGCCUAGAGCUGGAGGCCCGGGAGCUUGCUGAUUUGGGCUUGUCGGAGCCGGCCCCUUGCAUCUGUCUGGAGGAGAUCACUGCCACUGAAAUCUAGGACUUUGCAAGGGGUGCGAGCCACCGCACCACCUGCACCGGGAUCCAUCGAGCAAGCGCUCCAGGUCUCAGAGCCAAAAGGCCUCUGCCGAGCAUUCGGGUGGCCCCAUAACUUGGAGAAGCAGAAUCAACCCCCCUGCAGUUCAGUGUCACUGUCACCCAGAGGCUCCUGCCUACGCUGCCAUUUCACUCCCCACCGCCGCCACUGCCAGUCCACUCCAGCUGGGAAAGGAAAGGGGGCUAACCUGUCCCCACAUUCUACCUGCCUGAAGCCAGAGAGAACCAGAUGGCACCAGCUGCCCCAGAUGUGCCUGCCCUCAAUAUGCCCACGUGGAGGGGCGGGACUAGGAAUGGGGCUGAUCCCCAUGUCCCAGCUCCGCAAGCCUCUUGUGGGCUGAGGGGGCUGAAGUCAGACCAAAGGAAGAACUCAGCAAUGUCUUGUUUAUUUGUGUUCGUGACCAAGCCGCCCUCCCUAGUUCCAGGGUUAUGGCCUCGUUCCCACUUGUAUAUUUUUCACACUGUAAAUUUCUUGUACAAACCCAAAGGGGAAAAAAAUUAAAAAAAAAAAGUUUUGUUAAAAAAAAA